AUGCCUCUCGCCCUCGUCACUGGUGCAACUGGUUACCUCGGCUCUGUCACUGUAGACCAGCUGCUCGAUGCUGGUUACAAAAUGCAUUCAAAGGUCUGGAAAGAGGCGGUAGACUAUUUGGCAAAGAAGCGCCCCGAGCUUAAGGACAGGCUACCUGUUGUUACAGGCACGGAGAGGGUAUACGAUACGGUCACGUAUGAUGCCAGUAGUGCUACGAAGUUGAUUGGGCUGACAGAGUAUAUUAGCUGGGAGGAAACGCUGGAAAGUACUAUAGACGAUAUCCUGCGGCGCGAGGCCGAGCUGGAUUCGUGGCUAUUAUACGACCCCAUUUUCAUGUCUGUUUUCAAACUGUUCAAUGACAUUGGCCGAGAUCUGAUGCAUCAGCUACACCCCUUGCCGCUGCCUGCACGCGAGAUAAUUAUCCACCCGUUCAACAACGGAAGGAAAGACGAUCAAGGGCUUAUGUUGCGCAUAACCGCUGCCAAGGCCGCAAAAAAUCGCGGCAGACAAGCAUAUGUAGAUGAAUACUUGGAGAUGGUUCAAUUCAAUGGGGCGGACAUGUCUCUACGAGCAGUUCUGAGCACCACCGUACCGUCAAGUUCGAGCGAUUAUACAUGCUUGAAUGCUUGGAUGCGUAAAAUUGGAAUGUGA
Molecule: messenger RNA, 651 nt
Organism: Heterobasidion irregulare TC 32-1
Lineage: Eukaryota; Fungi; Basidiomycota; Agaricomycetes; Russulales; Bondarzewiaceae
Exons: 5
Coding region: 1-651 (216 amino acids)
Source: RefSeq, a predicted model, not a curated record